AUGCCUGUACCACCUCUAGCUCCAGGGUGUCAGCCGAAGACCUACACUGUUGCUUUGACUAGAGAAUUUAAGAAGAUGAAGCCACCAGUGUUUCAUGGUGGAAUUGAACCAUUGAAGGCCGAAGCUUGGGUUUUGGGAAUGGAAAAAUUGUUUGAAGUGUUUCCAUGUACCAAAGCCCAGAAGGUGCAACUAGCUACAUUCACAUUGGAAGAUGAUACAAGGCGUUCGUGGAUGUUGGUUCGAGAUGAUAAUAAGGAUGUUACUUGGACCCAUUUUCUAGAAAUCUUCUAUGAGAAAUACUUUCCACAAUGUGUGUGGGAUAGAAAAAUAGCUGAAUUUAUGGAACUGAAGCAGGGAAACAAAUCAAUUGCUGAGUAUGAAGCUCAAUUCAUAGAAUUUACCCGUUUUGCACCCCACAUGGUGGAUACGGACUACAAGAAGGCUAGACAGUUUGAGGGAGGUUUGCGUGACCCAAUUUUAGAUAAAAUCAAUGUGCUCAAAUUGCCGACAUAUGUGGAUAUACUUGAUAGGGCACUAAUGGCAGAAAGAAAUGUAGCCAACCGUAAACAAAAUUUCAAAUGGAAGGAUAGGAGACAUAAUUUUUAUAAGGGGACACCAACAACAAAUAAGAAGUUGAAGUUUGGAAAUUCCAGCAAUUUUGGGUCAACCCAAAGUGGCAACUCAGUACCUACUUGUACCAGUGACAAGGUGAUUGCAUAUGCCUCUCGACAAUUGAGGCCACACGAAAAGAACUACCCUACACAUGAUUUGGAACUUGCUGCAGUUAUUCACAAUCACCCGGGCAGAGCCAAUACUGUGGCAGAUGCACUCAGCAAAAAAAGUGUGGGAAAUCUUGCCUAUUUGUUCACAGAUCAAAGAGAGCUGCUACUGGAGUUCGAAAAACUCAAAAUUGAAGUGGUGCCUUUUGAACAAGAUAGCUUGAUAGCCGCAAUGUCUGCCCAGCCUGCCAUUAUUGAGGAAAUUAAGUAG
Camellia sinensis is the source of this 990-nucleotide messenger RNA. The record is from RefSeq and is a predicted model, not a curated record. Lineage: Eukaryota; Viridiplantae; Streptophyta; Magnoliopsida; Ericales; Theaceae.